Phaedon cochleariae (mustard beetle) is the source of this 1272-nucleotide messenger RNA. The record is from the annotation of a GenBank genome assembly. Lineage: Eukaryota; Metazoa; Arthropoda; Insecta; Coleoptera; Chrysomelidae.
AUGUCUGAUAAUAGUGAUAAUGUAUCAGUUAGAGUUGCAGUAAGGGUGAGACCACUUGUACAGAGUGAAAUUGAAAGAGGUUGCAAAGACAUAUUGGAUGUAAUAGAGGACAAUGAACAAAUAAUAAUACACAGUUUAGGGAGUAAAGCUUUCACAUUCAAUUAUGUUCUGUCCAGUAAAUCUGAACAAGAUCAAUUAUAUGAUAGAUGUGUUCAGCCUCUUAUUGGUAACCUAUUCAAGGGGUACAAUCUAACUAUCAUGGCAUAUGGACAAACUGGUUCAGGUAAGACCCAUUCAAUGGGCACAGCAUACAGUGGAGCAGGGCAAAUGGGCGUUAUUCCCAGGGCGAUAAGCGAAAUUUUCGACACCGUCAAAGACAAUUUCUCCAUCGAUUUCGAUAUAACUGUCUCGUUCAUGGAACUCUAUCAGGAGGUACUGUAUGAUCUGCUAUCGGGGAAGCCCCGAGACCAAUGCGUUGUGGAAUUGCGAGAAGAUCCAGUGAAAGGUAUAUUGAUUCCUGGGCUAUCAGAAUUGCCCGUAAAGUCUGCCGAAGAAGUGUUAGCGAUCCUUCAAAAGGGCUCUGCAGGUAGGGCUACUGGAUGCACGGCUAUGAAUUCGCAGAGCUCUAGAAGUCAUGCCAUUUUCACAGUGAAUAUGUCAAUGACUAAUAAAGAAAAUAGGAAGGAAUAUAAGGUAUCCAAACUACACCUGGUCGAUCUGGCUGGAUCGGAGAGACCGAAGAAAACUGGUGCAGUCGGUAGCACUUUUAAAGAAGGUGUCCUUAUCAACAAAGGAUUAUUCGUGUUGGGUAAUGUAAUCAGUUGUUUGGGAGAUGAAAAAACGCAAAACGGAUUCAUCCCAUACCGGGAUAGUAAUCUCACUAGAUUACUCAAAGAUUCGUUGGGCGGUAAUAGCAUAACACUGAUGAUAGCUUGUGUGAGUCCUGCCGAUUAUAAUAUAGACGAAACGUUGUCGACCUUGAGGUACGCUGAUAGGGCGAGAAAGAUCAGAAACAAACCCAUCGUCAAUCAAGACGCCAAAGUGGCAGAGAUUAAUGAACUCAAACAGACGAUUAGGCAGCUCAGACUGCAAAUAUUGGGUCAAGGAGGUCCUAUGGUUUGUCCGGCAGAAAUAGAGUUACUGAAAAAAGAAAUCCUCGAGUGCAAACUGAAAAUAAGAGAAUUAACGGUUCAACUAUCGGCUGUGUUGCUGGAGAAUACAGGUCUCCACGAAAAGAUUACGAUCCUACAGAACGCCAAUGACUUGUUGAGC